UCUUUGCCAAUCUCAGAUGGGAAUGAUAUGGAAAAUUAUCAAUCACAGUCUAAUAUUUCUGCAAAUAAUAAUUCUUUAGCAACUAUUAAUGAAAAUAUAAAUCAUUCUCAAAUAUCAUCCAUUCCUAAACCCAAAAGAACAUACAAUUGUUGGAACAAAGAUAAAAUUGAAAUGGUAAUGAAAAUAUUAGCAAUGCCAGAGGAAGAACAGAUGAAGGUUAAGGACAUUGCUAAAUUUGUUAAUAUGUCGAAGGCAUCAAUACAUAAAAUAAAGCGGGAUACAUUUCCAGAAAUUAUUGGUGAGCCCCUAAAGGAAUUCUCGCUUAAACAAAGGGGGAGAAAAAUUAAAGACACAGCAAAUAUUGAAAGGCAAAUUAUGGAUUUGCUAAUCGACAAUAAUACCUUCACGGUGAAGGAUAUAAUUGAGAAUUUGCCCUCUGGUUCUCCAAAAAAUAUUGGAACUAUAAGGAAAUAUAUUAAAAACAUCCGAUGGUCCAAAAAAAGAGCUGGGAAUGAACCAGAUCGCAGGAAUACACCAGGAGCUAUCAAUAUUCGACAGGUGUAUUGCCGCAAAUUGCUGAACAUCUCCAGAGAAAGACUCUAUUUUCUCGACGAAACAGGCAUCAAUUUUCAUGUUGUACCUGUCUAUGCUUGGGCACCACUCAACGUUAGACCAUCAAUAAAGGUGCCACCCUCAAAAGGGAAAAAUGUAAGUGUACUUUGCACUAUAGGAAUUUGUGGAGUUAUACAUUAUAAAAUCAUCGAAGGAUCAUAUAAUGGUAUGUUAUUCCGAAAUUCAUUAAUGGAUAUUAUUAGUAUAUUACCACCAGAUGCCAUAUUAGUUAUGGACAAUGCGUCAAUACAUAAAAGUCAUCUAAUUGAUGACUAUAAAGAGAGAAUUGAAUAUCUUCCCCCAUACUCACCACAAUUAAACCCAAUUGAAAAUUUUUUCGGGGUUUUCAAAAACAAGUACAGGUCAUUAAUUCCCAGACCAAGUACAAGGGAACAUAUAAUAAAUAAUAUUAAUCAAAUAAUGAAUCAAUUUAUUCCAUAUGAUUUUACAAAUUUCUAUAAUCAUAUGCAACAUUAUUUGGAGCUGGGCUAUCGUGGACUACCUCUUGACUAAAGUACUACUUAAGCAAGCAAUUUAUGACUAUGAACUAUCAUUAAAUAUUUCAUAUUUUAUUAAUUAAUAUUCAUGUAUUAG
Gordionus sp. m RMFG-2023 is the source of this 1206-nucleotide messenger RNA. RefSeq lists its product as uncharacterized. Lineage: Eukaryota; Metazoa; Nematomorpha; Gordioida; Chordodea; Parachordodidae. Gene Ontology annotation, molecular function: nucleic acid binding. The transcript is spliced from 2 exons. The coding region runs from base 28 to 1125 and encodes 365 amino acids. The record is from RefSeq and is a predicted model, not a curated record.